AUGGUCCAUCAACCGCCCCCGAAUCCGUGGUAUAGGCCGCCUACUACGGCCGGAAUGGCUACAACCGGUCGUCAAGAACAGCCAACCUAUACUCCUGCUCCAUCUGUCUACGCGACCGCCCCUGCCCCGCUUCAGUACUCAACCCCUGUAGCGCGAGCGCCGACCUACGCGCAUCACGAGGGGCUCGAACGAGCAUACAUGCAGGCUCCUCCUCUCCCGGCUCCUUCUCAUAUGUCAUACUCCAUGCCUAUGGCGCGCGCUCCGACGAUGGCUGAAUGUGAUGAGAUCGAACGGCGCAGGGCUCUUGGGCUUCCUCAAGUGCAUUGGCUCGCCCCAGCUCGCAUAUCCACUCCUGCUACUUCAGCCACCAUCUUUGGAGUACGACCGGCGCCGCUUCUCACCCCCAUCGCUUGCGCACCGCCCGUGCGUCCAGCAACCCAGCACGAGCGACCUGGCGCUGUUCUACCCCUUCCACCAAGCGUCGCUCCGUCUGUCCCAGCCGUUCAACAAGCACCUCCUAUCGAGGGCACUCAACCCGCAGCGACCACCAAGCAGAAGCGCAAGCGUAAGAAGAAGCAGAAGCCACUGAGCAAGAACCAGCAAAAGAAACUCGACAAAGCGCGCUGGGCAGCCGAAAAGGCCGAGAGGGCGAAAGCCAGAGAGGGGAAGCCUCCACCGCCACCGACCGCCGCAGAGAUCCGCCGCAGAGAAGAGAAAGAGCGUCUCGCUAGACGUCCAUGGUCCCCAUACGUCGAACCGCCGAGUCCCUUCCCUCCGCCUGGCAUCUGCACCUACGAGCCUCAGAUCGGCAGCGAAAGGAAGCGCAAACCUAUGCCGAGUCGCUGGACCACGAUGUGCGGGACAUACGCUGCAGGACCUUACAUCGGACGAUACGGGCAGGAGUAUUGGGAGGAAGGUGGGGGAUUCAACCGUUGCAUCACCGAUACGGACGGCACACACAAGUACGAGUACGACAUAGGGGACGCGCCGGAAGACUCCUUCAUCGCCGCGGCCCUGCAGCGAGGUGAAUUGCACCUCAAUGAUUUCAGGGGCGCAUACCUCGACCACGAGGGAAGGACAUACCCAUUCCCGCCACCACGCAGCGCCUCGAGGAACUGGCAGAAGUAUUUGGAAGAUAGUCGCCAGGAGUACGAGCUCGACGAGCCGGUGCCGACGUACAGGCCCCCAUCACCAACUGCGCGCCCAAUCCCGUACAGGACACGGGAGAUACUACCAGAUAAGAACUUCACGAUGGAUAAACUAGCUGGUCGUGGCGAAUUGUGGGAUCCCGAGUCCGAAGUGCAGCGCGAGUUCUAUGCUGAGGAGCACAUCGGCGAUCAUGGCCUGUGGGUGCGCUCAGAGCAUUGGGUCGACGAGGACUGGCGCAACGAUGAACCCCCACUCUUGUUCAUCGCUUGCGACAAGAUACCUGCUGGCUCGUUCAUGGCGGCUGCCAUGGACGACGGAGAUUUCCCCGAAUCUGACUCUGAAGACGAGGCUUACGGUCUCGAAGCACACUGA
Peniophora sp. CBMAI 1063 is the source of this 1521-nucleotide messenger RNA. The record is from the annotation of a GenBank genome assembly. Lineage: Eukaryota; Fungi; Basidiomycota; Agaricomycetes; Russulales; Peniophoraceae.